GAUUUUGCUCGACUUCUCGAGUUCUUGUCAGUCGUUACUGCUUCUCCACCAUGAGGAGUUGAGCUCCCACUCCCUAUUUAACGUUUUCUAUUGAAUUCAUCGAUAAAACCCUAAUUUCGUCUCCGUAGUUCAUCGGCACGCCGCCGUCCAUCUCUCGCCAUGUUCUCCCUUACCGCAGACUCGACUCCACCGGAGUCAAGCUCAGCUUCCAUAAGAUACCUCCAAUUCAUUCCAUGGACUCAUCGAUUGAUUUCAACGCUAAUGUUAGAAAAUCCGAGGGGCUUCUCUACACACUAGCUGACGCCAUGGUCGCUGUGGAUUCUACCUCUGGCGCCGCCGAUGCUACCGCGCCGCAGAAGAAUGGUGGUUGGUUCGGAUUUAUCUCGGAUGGAAUGGAAUUCGUGCUCAAGGAAGGUGUUGAAGGAUGGAUUGAGUGCUGUUCAUGUGCCAUAUCCAUAUGGAGUUGCGAUUAUUCUACUUACAUUUAUUGUUAACUAGAUGCUGCUAC
Messenger RNA from Tripterygium wilfordii, 508 nucleotides. Its product is annotated as inner membrane protein PPF-1, chloroplastic-like. The record is from RefSeq and is a predicted model, not a curated record. Bases 234 to 494 code for a protein of 86 amino acids. The transcript is spliced from 2 exons. Lineage: Eukaryota; Viridiplantae; Streptophyta; Magnoliopsida; Celastrales; Celastraceae.